CGUAUUGUCGGAGGAUGCCACCCAGGCCCAGACAUUUGAGAGUUUGGCCAACACGUUCCACCAUUACUUCACAAACAAGCAGGAUAAUUUCAAAGUGGGACAAGCCAUUGUGUUGUUGUUACAGCAUCGUGACUUGCUGCCCCACCCCGCUCAGAAGUUGGCGGCCAUCUUUAUUCUGUAUGAAAUGUACAAGUCGGACGCUGUUGCUGCCAACCCUUUUGCUACCGUAUUCCUCAACUUGCUUCAAGAUCCUUCAGAGAGGAAAGAACAGAAUCCCUACGACAUGCAUUCGACCAUUCCUCCCGUCUCUGCUCCAGAGAGAUAUUUCCUGUCAAAUUUGAUCUCUGGAACGUCUAAAGAGAUGUUGAAGAAUACAGCUGCUCAGAUCCUCCACAUGGAUGUGUCGGGGAAAGCCCCGGUGGACAUCAGCCAGACACAGCUGUUUAUCGUGCAGAGACAGUCGGAGAUGCCACACACCAGUAAAAUGGCCAUGAGCUGCGUUGUAGCUGACCCGGAAACAAAACCUACCAGGCCUCUUAAUUUCAGCUUUGAACAAUUUGGGAAACCCAACAAGAUCAAUCCAGAUAUUCAGAGACAGACGGUGGAGUCUUUGCUGACCGGUCCGAAGUGUGCCGUGGACCACACACUCAGGCCUGAGUUUCUACGACUGGCACCACCCCUCCACAUAGCAGAGGAUGAGAUGGUGUGGAUGAUGCCAACGGACACUGAAUUCAACGUGGCAUGGGACACGACCAUGUGUAUGAACACGUCCACGGUGGUGGAGGUUCGACGCCUCAUGGCCAAGGCUUUCAAGAGUGUGCUCAGCCCUCAGCAGCAGCAGCAAAUCAAGACGGAGCUGGACACAGACAGCAAGCUUGUCUACAGUAUAGGACUGUCUCCAGCAAAGUUGCCUGAUUUAGUGGAGAAAAAUCCUUUAGUUGCCAUCGAGGUGCUGUUGAAAUUGAUGAACUCGACGCAGAUUACAGAUUAUUUCCAGGUGCUGGUCAACAUGGAAAUGUCUCUACACUCAAUGGAGGUAGUCAACAGAUUGACCACGCAAGUGGAGCUGCCCUCCGAGUUCAUCCAUCUGUACAUCUCUAACUGUAUCUCCACCUGUGAGACCAUCAAGAACCGCUACUUCCAGAACAGACUAGUGCGGCUCACCUGCGUCUUUCUGCAGUCGCUCAUCCGCAACAAGACCAUUGAUGUCAAGGAUAUUUUCAUUGAGGUUCAGGCAUUUUGCAUCGAGUUUGGUUCAAUCAGGGAGGCGGCUGCGUUGUUCCGACUACUCAAGUCUUUGGACAGUGAUAAAGAACCAGCCGGUGCAGGAAGAUGAAAACAAAGAUGAGAGACUGAACGCAGGGAGAAAGAACGUGUGUGUUUUUGCGUGUGUGUGUAUGGAGAGGUGGAGAGAGAGAGAGAGAGAGAGAGAGAGAGAGAGAGAGAGAAAGAGAGAGAGAGAGUCUUUAGAAGUGCAGGCUGACUGCCGUGUCAAAAUUCAUAAUCAUUUCUUACUCACCAAUAAAGAAAUGUUCUUGUCUGUAUCAAUGAUCAAGUUCCCUACUUAAAAGAACAGCACUGUUGGAAAACUAGGAUGCUGACAAUGUCUAAUUUUUGGGUGGUGACAACUUCUAAGCAUUGAUGGUGGCAUUGAGGAAAUGGAAUCUCUUCUCUUUUGAAACUAUAAACCUUAUUUAAUAACAAUGUCCAAAUUGGGCAUGGAGAGCCGAUUGUUGCAACUGCAUUAUUUGUGAUGGACAUCCCAAUAGCACUAUCAAUCUUGUUGCAUACUCAUAUUUAUUGGAUCUAGCUUUCACAGAAAACUCAGACUCGACGAAAUUGAAUGUUAGUGGACCCGACAAACUGGUUGUAGGAGAUGUAAAGCUUGCCAACUUUCUUGAAUUUUGUGGGACAUUUCGAAUUCAGCUAUUGAGAAUUUGAGUGGACAUUUUAGUUCACAGCACCAGGACCAGCCCCCACUUGAUGUAAUUUUUUUUCUGUUACAUAAUCUGAUGUUAUAACAUUGGUCAUCCCUGAUUGGGUUUUAAGAAAGUUGGCAGGCCUGUUGUAGUAAAGCUUGCCACUUGCAAUGUUGGUGACAGAAGUAAGUCUCCAUGGAGAGAGAGCUUUCCACUGCACAGGCCAAAAGCCACAGUGUAAACUGUUGUGGAGAAUUGGGUAAUGGGGUUUUCUCUCUUUUAUUUUACAUUAAUGGUUCUGUACAUUGAUAGUUCAAAUUUAUUACAUUUAUAUUAUUCAUUCUUUCUUUUGAUGUUGGGACAUUUUUUUUUUAAUACAGACUUUUAAAAUCAGAA
This is a messenger RNA of Aplysia californica (California sea hare), 2315 nucleotides long. Its product is annotated as CCR4-NOT transcription complex subunit 11. Lineage: Eukaryota; Metazoa; Mollusca; Gastropoda; Aplysiida; Aplysiidae. Gene Ontology annotation, biological process: mRNA catabolic process; negative regulation of translation. Gene Ontology annotation, cellular component: CCR4-NOT complex. The record is from RefSeq and is a predicted model, not a curated record.